This is a messenger RNA of Haliotis rubra (blacklip abalone), 2138 nucleotides long. RefSeq lists its product as uncharacterized. Lineage: Eukaryota; Metazoa; Mollusca; Gastropoda; Lepetellida; Haliotidae. Bases 888 to 1721 code for a protein of 277 amino acids. The record is from RefSeq and is a predicted model, not a curated record. The transcript has 5 exons.
CUCAUUCAGGCUAUCGACAUGAGUCUUUAACACUCAUACGACGUGAAAUAAGGCAGAAUUUAACAAUGGUUUUCGAUGUAAACAUUCCUUUCGCUGAUAAACCUUCCAGACGCCGUAAUGUCGGUAGGAACAAGGAGUUGUCACUUCGAGUGUUUUCCAAUGUCCAUCCCUGACUACGUGGCGCCCAUUGUGCAAGCCUGUUAUUCAAGGGCCGACUCGACUGAUGUGUUAUGUCAUAUUACACAUAUAUUCAUCACGAUAAUAAGCUACACAUAAUGUUUGAGAUCAUACAGCGGUUUUAUAAGCACGGUAUCACCUAGCCGAGAUUUGUUUGUGCUGCGUAUCGAUUAACAUAGCAAAUAAGCUUGCCGGUCUUCUAUUCAUGUUCGGAUUACCACCAGAAAUAUCUACUGGUUAUAUGCACCCUAACUGGGCGCUGACGGGCGUCAUAUCAAGUCAUUCAUCGGAUCACGUUUUCAUGAGAGUAAAUAUUGUUUCUGUGUCACAUGCCUGGAUGAUAAUAUUUAUCCUCUCGUUUCAUUGGUCUGGAGUUUUACUCCGCUUAUUACAACAAAGCGUCCUUUAUGGGGGACAUGGAAAGGAUUAAUGUAACUAUAACGUCACUUGGAACACAAUGUCCCGAUAUGAUCUAACCAUUACGUAUUUCAAAUGGGAUAAUUAACGAAGGAUCGAUACACAUUCAAUGUGCAUAGUGAUUCUGUUGUAUAUUAUCUUGAGUGUUCGCUACACUUUGGGUUGUGAAGUUUUAUCUUAUGUUAUAAAGUUAUACAUGGGCAACGUGAAUGCCAUAUAUAACCUGUUGCUGACCUGCCGAGGGUUAAUCGUCAUUUAGGCGUGUUGGGGUUAACGCUAACAUCUGGUCAUUCAUGUUGCCCGAUCCCAAACACGAGGACUUGGAUCCGGGAAUGGACACCAGUAAACCUCUUGCUAAUGGCAGGGGAACUGACCACGUCCACAUUACACGGUUGCUAGGCGACACACGUGUCUCGGAAUGGCAGAGGGCGCUGCGGAAACUCCUGGGGACGUACAUCCAACAUGACGUCAUGAAACAAGCAGUAGCGUUCCUCUCCGACAACAUCCACUCAGCUAUAGAAUCCAUUCGCUCGCCGCACUUGUUCCCUGGCUUCCCCUGCCUCUACGUCCACACCGACAGGAAGCCGGUCGUCUUUGACAUUGACCUAUGGAAGACGAUCCUCAUCGCCAUCAACUUCGAGCUCACAGAACCGGACGGCAACCGCCAUCUUGAUUUAAUCGAGGUCAAGGUCACUGAUAAAGUUACUUUACCAUCUCUCAUAGGGUUUCACCAGCUGCUGAAGAAUAUCUUACAACUGAACUGGGACAUCAUCCGGCUGAUACUUUACCUGGAAGAGGAGGAAGCCUUCACGUUUCUGUGUACACUGCAGGAUGUGUUGCGAUCCCCGAGCCGGACCAGCAACCCCGCCCUUGUAACUGCCCUGUACCAGAAACAGACUUCCGCUAUGGAGGAACUCGGCUUCUGCCGGAGAAGGGGGGAGGGGCGUGGCUCGAAGUGGGUGGUGGAGUGGGAAAACACGGAAUCAGAGCAAGUCCUGUAUGCCGAGGUUGUGUUGUUUGGCCUCUUUCAUCACGGAAAGGCUUGGAGACGUAUAUAUGAGGCUUGGUGCGAGGCCGUUAAAGUCAAGUUUUAUCCAGAGGUCCCAGCAAUGUCAGGAUGGAGGUAGUGUUGAUCUCUAGUCAGUGAUAUGGUUCGCCGUAUUGUCACCACUGAAGCAGACUGUCCCACGGAUUGUGAAUGUUUCGCCCUUGCAAAGGGUAACGUAAUGACCAGUAUUAUGUGUCCAGACUAUUUUUUGUUUUAUAGUAUAUUUUGCGACCACGAAGGGUGGGGUGGGAUUUGCAUGGCAACUCAAGUCAAAACAUUCAUUACACAGCAGUCUCGUUUCCUGUUGACUGGGUUCCGUCCUAUUGCGCAACUUAGUACAAUAACCAGUCCAGAUUUUUUAGAACAAUUCAUUUAACUGAUUACAUAAAUAUGAAUCAGUAUUAUUUGAUACAUUUACGCACUUGUAUAUUGCAACACUACGUUCCUUCUAAUCCUUGCAAACACGUCGUGCAGCGUGCUCUGUCGUACAGCGAGC